This is a messenger RNA of Coregonus clupeaformis (lake whitefish), 4300 nucleotides long. RefSeq names its product segment polarity protein dishevelled homolog DVL-2. The transcript has 15 exons. Gene Ontology annotation, molecular function: frizzled binding. The record is from RefSeq and is a predicted model, not a curated record. NCBI's taxonomy places the organism in Eukaryota, Metazoa, Chordata, Actinopteri, Salmoniformes, Salmonidae. Bases 321 to 2663 code for a protein of 780 amino acids. Gene Ontology annotation, biological process: canonical Wnt signaling pathway; intracellular signal transduction. Gene Ontology annotation, cellular component: cytosol.
CCGCGUUGGCUACUAGCAGCGCAGGGAAAGCUUUGUGCCCCCUCCCCUACCCAGUUGAUGCAGAAAAAGUUUUAGGAAACCGUACGAAUUUCAGCAUACCUGAGGGAUUUAAACGAUCUAACAAAGACUGGAAAGAGACCGAAUAAUUAAUCUGUGCAAGGACAGCUGCAAGUAACCAACCAACCGAAGGAUUUAAAUGGUCGCGAUUUCGGAGGUAGAAUAGUUUGCUGGGAGGGUAAUUUUACCGUCAGAUCUCGUCCACUCGUACUGUUCUAACCAGCGGUGUGGAUAGUUUAGAGGGACCGAAAAGCGCUGGUGAAAUGGCGGAAACCAAAAUAAUCUACCACAUAGACGAGGAGGAGACGCCGUAUCUGGUGAAGAUCCCUAUUCCUUCUGAAGAGAUAACACUGUUGGAUUUCAAACAAGUUUUGAACAAGCCGAAUUAUAAAUUUUUCUUCAAAUCUAUGGAUCAGGAUUUCGGUGUGGUGAAGGAAGAGAUUUCGGAUGAUGCUGCCAAACUACCUUGCUUCAAUGGGAGAGUUGUGUCAUGGCUGGUGUCCUCAGACAGUCCCCUUGCGGAGCCCCCUCCUCCCCCGGUGGAGGUCUGUACGGAGUCCUCUCCCCCUCCUCCCCCCCUGCCUCCCCUCCCGGUGGAGAGGACAGGGGGCAUCGGAGACUCCAGACCCCCCUCGUUCCAUCCCAACGUGGCGGGUAGUGUUGAGAACCUGGAUGAGCGUACCGAGACCGAGUCAGUGGUGUCAUUCAGAAGGGAGAGGCCCAGACGGAGGGAGAGCAUAGAGCAGCACGGGCCGCGGAUGAACGGUCAGAGCCGUCGGGAGCGCCACCUGGCAGGCUACGAGAGUGCCUCCACCAUCAUGAGCAGCGAGCUGGACACCACCAGCUUCUGUGACUCGGAUGACGACACCAUGAGCAGGUUCAGCAGCACCACAGAACAGAGCACAGCCUCUCGGCUACUGAAGCGCCACCGCAGACGCCGGAAGCAGCGCCCCACCAGGCUAGAGAGGGCGUCUUCGUUCAGCAGUGUGACAGACUCCACCAUGUCCCUCAACAUCAUCACUGUUACACUCAACAUGGAUAAAUACAACUUCCUGGGCAUCAGUAUCGUGGGUCAGAGCAAUGAGAGGGGCGACGGGGGUAUCUACAUCGGCUCCAUUAUGAAGGGAGGGGCUGUGGCUGCUGAUGGGCGGAUCGAACCAGGAGACAUGCUGCUUCAGGUGAACGACAUCAAUUUUGAGAACAUGAGUAAUGACGAUGCUGUCCGUGUGCUGAGAGAGAUUGUACAUAAACCUGGACCUAUUAUCCUGACAGUAGCUAAAUGCUGGGACCCGUCACCCCAGGGCUACUUCACUCUCCCACGCAUGUACACCCCCAUUGUUCUCCCAGAUGAGCCGAUCCGGCCCAUAGACCCGGCUGUGUGGGUGAGCCAUUCUGUGGCCCUGACAGGGGCCUACCCUCCCUACCCCGGCAGCUCCUCUCUCAGCACCAUCACUUCCAACUCCUCUGUGACCGAGACAGAGCGUGAGUCCCUCUGCCUGUCUCUGGCCCACAAAGGUUUUGAGGACUUCAACCUGUCCCUCCACUCUGACAUGGCGUCGGUGGCUAAGGCCAUGGCCUCUCCAGAGUCUGGUCUGGAGGUCCGGGACAGGAUGUGGCUCAAGAUCACCAUCCCCAAUGCCUUCCUUGGUUCUGAUGUGGUGGAGUGGCUCUACCAACACAUUGAGGGCUUCCAGGACCGUCGUGAAGCCAGGAAGUAUGCCAGUAACCUGCUGAAGGCUGGCUUCAUCCGCCACACUGUCAACAAGAUCACCUUCUCAGAGCAGUGCUACUACAUCUUCGGUGACUUCAGCGACUGUGAGAACUACAUGGCGAACCUCUCCCUGAAUGACAACGACGGUUCUAGUGGGGCCUCAGACCAGGACACCCUGGCCCCCCUGCCCCUCCCGGGGGCAACACCCUGGCCCCUGAUGCACACGUUCCCCUCCUACCAGUACACCUCCAACCCCUACUCCAGUCAGCCGCCCCCCUACCACGAGCUGUCCAGCUACAGCUAUGCCCCAGGCAGCACAGGGAGCCAGCACAGCGAGGGGAGCCGGAGCAGUGGCUCCACCCGGAGCGAGGGAGAGAGACGGAGGGGAGGGAAAGGCGGAGGAGGGGUGGGCAGUACUAGCGGCCGGGAUGAGAAGUCACCGGUAGGCGGUGACGGAGGCAGGGACUCUCGCUCAGGCAGCGGCAGCGAAUCAGAGUAUUCUGUACGGAGCAGCCUGAGGAGGGGGGAACAUGGAGGCUCGGCCACCCCCAGCGAACACAGCCACCAUAGCCACCUCAGCCAGCGCUCACACCACCGUGCACCCCCUCCACACCUCCAAUUCCCACAGGGCAUCCCCCUCUCAUACAACCCCAUGAUGCUUAUGAUGGUCCCCCAGCACCCCCAUCACCCUCACGUACACCCACACACCCUCCAGGGCAUGGGGCACACGGGGCCCUCGAUGCAGGGCCUGCCCCCUGGCACCACCCCCGGGGGACCUCCAGGGGCACCCCCAACCCGUGACCUGGGCUCUGUGCCCCCAGAACUCACCGCCUCGCGCCAGUCCUUCCACCUGGCCAUGGGAAACCCCAGUGAGUUCUUUGUGGACGUCAUGUAGGAGUGGAGACACUACAGAGGGCAGUGUCCCGAAUGGCACCCAAUUCCCUACGUAGUGCACUACUUUUGACCAGAGUCCAUUGAGCCCUGGUCAAAAGUUGUGCCCUCUGGGACUCACCCAGAGUAUGUAUAUGGGGAAGUUGGUGUGCAGAAUCAGAAGGAUGCACGCUGCAGCACAAGGCAACAUUAGAGCGGUACCAGCAACAUUCACAUGUUGCUUUGAUUCAUUUGAACUCUUCGAAAGCUUUAAAAACCCAGCCCAAACCAUUCUUCUAUGUCUUUGUGAUGUCAUUGGUUAACCAAGGUUUUUAUUAGGUGACUCUUCAUCUGACAGGAAUCCGUUAUCUUUGUUUCCUCUAGAUUGUUACCUAUCUGUGCCUUAUCUUACAAGCUGGUAAACAUCUAGAGGAAGCAAAGAUAACUAAUUCCUGUCAGAUGAGCAGUCACCUAAUAAAAACCUUAAAUUGAGCUUAAUCUAAGGUAAUAGGAAUACCUAUAUCUCUCUCUGUUAUUCAGACAGACAGGACAUGGGUACGUCAGUAUUAUUAUGUCCAUUUGUACAAUAUGAAAACAGAACAAAAAAUGAAUAUUCAAGUAAUUGUACAUAAUUCAAUGUGCCACGCCUUUACGGCCACUGUCACAUAGCUGUGAUCAUGUCAUAACAUGUUUAUAAACAUGUCACACACGUCACUCGUAGCGAUAUGGAGCAUAGCACUACUAUAGUCUACUUAGGAGGUUAUUUAGCCUACCUAGGAAGUGAAUUGCUGUGGUGUUCUUGGAAUAUGGUACUAAACACUACCAGCUGGAUAAAAAGUGUUAUAUACAUCAUGUAUCUGUUAAUUGGAAUGGAUGAAUUCAUGCAUUCACAUUUUGCCUAAUGUUAUUACUGAUAUACAGCAGUAGGGAUGUGUUUUAUGAGAAGCUCUGUUGUUGGGUUUGUGUUCACAAAGCAAGUAGGUAGGCUGAUCUAGGAUCAAGUCCCCCCAUCCAUAUAAUCGUAUUCAUUAUGAUUUGACAAAAAUACAAAACUGAUCCUAGAUCAGCACUCUACUCUGCUAUGCUUUAUAAAUAAGGGCCCAGGUAUUGUGGAGGCCUCCUGCCCUCUGCAGUAACUGGGGAGCCCCCUGAUACUGUUGUGAUUUGCACAUCACUGGUCAGUCAGCUUGAUGCAGUGCGUGAAUUGGGCCAGUACACACAGGUACUGAUAACAGGCACCUCGAAUACUGUACUGUUUUAGUACUGGCCCCUCUUAUAUUGGCUUAAAUAUAUGAUGAGUACUGGCACCCAAAAUGAGUACCGUACCGGCACCUAUUUCAGUUCACUUCAAGCACUGGUUGGAUGACUGGGAAAUGGAAGCUGUUACAGACGGACUGACUGCAGUAUUUGGGAUAGCAGUUGGGGAGGGUCAAAGAAUGUAGCCUGGUUAAACCAGCCUGAACGCUAUGCUCUCACCAUUGUUUCGAGUGCUGCAUUCAGUCUGGUUUAACCAGGCUACAAAGAAUGUUUCUUUUUAAAAUACAAAAUAGUUCAUAUAGCUUUGAUCUCACACUCCUACCCACAUUGUUUUUUAACUGAGUGACAUACACAUUUUUUAUGUAUACAUUGAUAUAAUCGUAUUAAAGGUGCUUGAAGAGAAUA